CAGACGCCAAAACUUUCCAUUACAGCCGAUUCAUCUCCAUGUGAAAAUUUUCCUUUCCCCCCACUUUUCUGGGCAAGCAAACAAAAUGCAUCUAUCCAUGGAAACUUUAAAGCCUUUCUUUCCAUUUCCAUUGAACCCAACACCAGGACUCGCCACUUUUUGGCGCGAAGCCCCUCCUGUUUCGCUCUCUGUUCGUCUGAAUGAUCGAAAAGCCCAGAAUCCAACAAUCAGUAAGCAAGUUCUUGGCGCCCAACUCCAGAUUCCAGAUGGGUUUUCUCCGAUCGUAAUCAGUAUGUCAAAAAAUUGAGGCAAUGUGAUGAUUCUUCUGGAUGUUUUUGUCUUCUAGGAAUGAACCAAGCCAGAAUCAUGAGAAACUGCUGUCUACAGGCCAAAGUUAUGCUCAAGCUGGUAUUGAAACCAACCUUUUCUUUAUCUGCUCAUGAGGAACUGCCUUGCUUUUCUGCUUGUACAAGUCAAGUCUGCUCAAGCAAUGAAGAUUGAGAAGGUUUUUGAAGAAGCUGUAUAUCUUUUCCUCUGAUUUUGUUUAAGAUCAUCACGCUUUCAUUCUUCGAAGUACACGAUCAGUUGCUCAGAGAACUUGAUUUCGAUCUAAAUCAAGUAACAUUAGGUGUGGAUAGAUAAACAUGAGAACAAUGGCAGACAAUGGCAUGGAUUUUCAAAUAGAGACCGAUUCACUCCUUGGACUAAGUGAGUCUGGGAAGCUGACACCGGACUCUCCUCGAGUGUUGUCAAUUCUUUCCUCCGUUCUUGAGAGGUCGGUUCAGAAGAAUGAAAAACUAUUGAAAAAACUCAAGAAGAAAGACACUAUUACAAUUUUCCAUGGCUCUCGAGCUCCCACCAUGAGCAUUGGUCGAUAUAUCGACCGCAUCUUGAAGUACACAUGCUGUGGCACUCCUUCCUUAGUUGUUUCCUACAUAUAUAUUGAAAGGUAUCUUCAAAAGAUUGAUGCUUACCUAACUUCUUUAAACGUACACCGCCUUCUGAUCACAAGCAUCAUGGUUGCAGCAAAGUUUACGGAUGCCGGGUGCUAUAACAAUAGUUUUUAUGCCAAAGUAGGAGGAGUGAGCACAACAGAAAUGAACAGAAUGGAGAUUGAAUUUCUGUUCAGUUUGGACUUCAGACUUUAUGUCACUGCAGAUGUCUUCAGGGCUCACCGUCUGCAGCUCGAAAAGGAAGGCCUUGGGGAAAACCAAACCGAUCUUCGAGCAGCUAACAAAACUCGGACUAAAUGUUUACCUCAAAUUGCAGCCUAUACUUGCAGAGCCAUUUGAAAUCAAAAGCUCUCUCUCUCUCUCUAAGUUUCAUGGUUAGUCUAUGUUCAACCUCUGGAGUUGUAUGGAAACUUUUGAAAGCUUCAAUUUUGAACCAAACCCAGAAAGUAAGUAGAGCCAAUGGGAAGACGAAAAGAUGGGAUUGUAGAGAUUCAAUGGAAAAUUUUUCUGAUGAACUUGAAUAUCUUAUAAUUCAAUAAUGAUUGUUUGAGACUGGA
Messenger RNA from Momordica charantia (bitter melon), 1510 nucleotides. RefSeq names its product Cyclin family protein. Gene Ontology annotation, molecular function: protein kinase binding. Gene Ontology annotation, biological process: regulation of cyclin-dependent protein serine/threonine kinase activity. NCBI's taxonomy places the organism in Eukaryota, Viridiplantae, Streptophyta, Magnoliopsida, Cucurbitales, Cucurbitaceae. The record is from RefSeq and is a predicted model, not a curated record.